Haliotis rubra (blacklip abalone) is the source of this 2027-nucleotide messenger RNA. Its product is annotated as neuromedin-U receptor 2-like. NCBI's taxonomy places the organism in Eukaryota, Metazoa, Mollusca, Gastropoda, Lepetellida, Haliotidae. Gene Ontology annotation, biological process: neuropeptide signaling pathway. Bases 513 to 1616 code for a protein of 367 amino acids. The record is from RefSeq and is a predicted model, not a curated record. Gene Ontology annotation, cellular component: membrane. Gene Ontology annotation, molecular function: G protein-coupled peptide receptor activity. The transcript has a single exon.
UUUAAUAUUAUUGGCUUAAACGCCGUUUAACGUGGUAUGUAAAGAUUUCUUCUCAAUUUGGAGCAUAAUUGUUGCAAUUUGUGAGUCAGAGAUGUCCAAGCGGAUACAUGGGAGUCAGAUUUCCUGUUCUGUAAUGCUUUAUUCAUCUCCAGAUUUCCAAACGGGACAUUGGGAUUAAGGCAACUUACUUGUAUAAAGUAUACAUCUGUGAGAGAUGGUACACUGCAUGCUGAAGACGUCAGAAAGAAGUCGGUUGUACAAGACGCGACAUUGGGAUACUCCCAGGCAUUACCUGCAUGCGUUCAGGACGAUGUUACAAGAGGCGAAGAGUUAAAGAUGGAGCCUUAUGUGUACGAAGUGACACAGUUGUAAUCCCAGACAUAUGUAUACUGAGCCCACUACAACCGUUGUGAAAUGAAGAUAGAGCCCAUUUGAUCAGACACGUGCGUGAAAGCUUUUCAUGUGGAUUACAAACAAGCUUCAUUCAGGAAUCGCAUACUCUCCAGGUCAGCAUGUGCACUGUGGCAAGUAGAAACAUGUCAGAUGCAAACAGGUCGGCAACACUUGAACAACUAAAUGCAGAAAGGCGGUUACUUCUUCUACCUGUAAUUGCAGUAUUUUGUGUUGUCAUGGUAACAGGAAUCAUCGGAAACAUACUGGCGAUUUACGUCUAUGGACGAAGGUACCAGAUGAAGGCCGCCAUCUUGUUUAUGAUUAUAUUGGCGGCCACAGAUCUGUUGAGCUGUUCAGUAUGUCUACCAUUUGAAAUUUACGACAAUGUAAACUCAUUUCUUAACCAAAUACCGAUCCCUUGUAAAAUAUUCCGAUUUAUUGAAGCAUUUACGAACACCUUUUCUGGAUUAAUACUUGUCUGUAUUGCUAGUGACCGUUUUCGCAAUACCCGCUAUCCUCUGGAGAUGCCCUCCCUGGAACAGUCUAAAUCUCUGGCAACAGUUAUGUGCGCGUUGGCUGUGUCUAUCGCCUGGCCUAUGGUGGUUCUGAGUGGAAACAGAACCGUGCGUACUCGUAUUGAUGGCGUGACCGGAGUUGAUUGUUCCACAUCAGACAUGAUGUAUCAUUCAAUCUAUUCACUGUUGUUUCAAGGAUGUUUAAGUUUGUUGUUUGGCAUCUGUUUCAUUACAUUUGUAGUAUUCUAUGGUCUCAUAGCUUUAACAGUCUGUAAGCGUAGCUGUGGAACCAUUGGUGCUCGUGUUUCUGACAAAUUGCCAACUAUGCCUGUUAGUCCAAUGAAGAGAAAGAAGUUUGAGCAGAUGUUGAUAGCAAGAGCAUUGAGCAGCAUGAAGACGCCGAUCGACAAAACUCGGAGUAGCAUUGGUAAAAUCCACCUGCGCCCUGGACAUACAACUAUGAUGCUGAGUGUUAUUACAUUUUCAGGAAUCAUUGGUUACGUCCCUUACCUGACUGUGGAGCUACUGCAUUUCUCAGGUCAGAGGUUUCAGGAAGACAUGGGUUCCACUGAGCUUAUUAUUUACAAAAUGUGCAAUAAUUCUUAUUUUCUCAAUAAUGCGAUGAAUCCUAUAAUAUACAGUAUUCUCAGUCCACAUUUUCGGAGGGAAAGUUUUGUAUGUUUGAAACGUAUUUUCCGCUGCAAAUGAACAAUAUCAUAGAGGUAUAUGACAAUCAUUAAUGGCUACAGAACAACCAGGUAGGAUUGUGAGUGUUAUAUCCUGUUAGCACUUACCACUGACACGUUUCAUUAAAAUAGUGGUCGUGUGUUGGCUGACACAAUACUUGGCAAUACUCUACCAUAUGAUCUGGGCCAAAAAACAACACUGGAUCAGACACUUUAGUGAUUGACCCACGUUAUAUUAUGCCUCAAACAUGUCUGACCACCCUUCCGAUAAAGUAAGGCUGAGUAAGGUGGUGUGAAAAAACCCAAACACAACGGUCACAGUGUGGGUCAGCAUCGUAUAUCACAUUAGCAAGCCACACUUAGUAAAUCCUUCUAAAUGCCUAUUAAAUGGACUCUGCAUAUAACAAAGGUCUUAGUCUUAUUUAUAGAAGGG